Messenger RNA from Endocarpon pusillum Z07020, 1938 nucleotides. RefSeq lists its product as uncharacterized. The transcript is spliced from 3 exons. The record is from RefSeq and is a predicted model, not a curated record. Bases 1 to 1938 code for a protein of 645 amino acids. Gene Ontology annotation, biological process: dephosphorylation. NCBI's taxonomy places the organism in Eukaryota, Fungi, Ascomycota, Eurotiomycetes, Verrucariales, Verrucariaceae. Gene Ontology annotation, molecular function: alkaline phosphatase activity.
AUGGCUGUCAUUGACCUGUGUAAUAGAGCAGAUUUCCUCCCAGGGCAGCGCUUCGACAUACGACUCGAGGUGCAUGCGCCUGUCAAUGGGAGCGAAGCAAGGGCCAACACGACACCAGACUCCAAUUUCACUUUCACGAUUGCUAGGGCAGGAGCUCAGGCUCAAAGUGCCACCACGUAUUUCUCAGUCGCGGAACCGAGGCUUGAGACCUGGAACUUCACCUGGUUUGAAGAUCUGUUUGCACAGGAUGCCGGGAGGCCAUCUCUUGUCAGAGUGGCCGCUAAAGCUUACCGGAACGUUGUGCUCACCGAGCCAGGAGAGUAUACCGCUACCCUGAUGUAUUACAAUGGCUCGACCACUGUGGCAAAUUGGCGAGUCCGUGACAUACCUCCGAGGCGUACAGCUAAGAACCUGGUGCUGUUCAUUGGUGAUGGAAUGACUACGAACAUGAUCACUGCUGCACGUCUUAUUGCCCACAAGAUGGUCAACGGCAGAUAUCAAAGUACCAUGGCCAUGGAUAAAUUUCCUGUUAUUGGGCAUCAGAUGACUCAUUCCUUGGAUUCUUUCAUCACGGAUAGCGCUAAUUCUGCCACGGCUCUCUACUCUGGUCAUAAAAGCACAGUAAAUGCGCUUGGUGUUUAUGCGGAUAGCUCAAGGAGCCCAGCGGAUGACCCGAAAGUGGAAUCAAUUGCCGAGAUCUUCCGGAGAGUCUACAACGGCGGCGUUGGCAUUGUGUCCACUGCCUUCAUCGCUGAUGCAACGCCAGCCGCGCUUACUGCUCAUACCCGUGACCGAAGUCGGUACGGGGAAGUGGUAGAUUCUUUCCUCAAUGGUAUCACGAAUUAUACCUGGACCAACUGGACCGGACCUGAUGUGCUCUUCGGUGGUGGAGCUGAGCAAUUCUUUCCGAACAGAAGAUCCUUCCAAGGCAGGGACUACUACGCCGAGUUUGCAAACAGAGGCUACAAUGUUGUCCUGAACAACACUGCGCUACAGGUGACCGACACUUCAAAAAAGACUCUUGGCAUUUUCUCCGUCAGCAACAUGGCGAAGUGGCUUGAUCGAAACGUCUACACCAGGAAUCUCUUCGGCCAGAGGAACAGCCCUGACGGAAGAAAUGGCUCUGCAGCAGAUCAGCCGGGGCUCAAAGAGAUGACACUGAAAGCUAUUGAGAUUCUCAACGAGCGUCAUGGAGAUGAUGGAUUUUUCCUCAUGUCAGAGGCUGCAAGCAUCGACAAGAUGAUGCAUUCCCUUGACUACGAUCGUGCUCUAGGAGAACUACUUGAACUUGAUGACACCGUCAAAGCUACCAUGGAGUAUCUCGAAGAGCUAGGUCAGCUCGAGGAUACACAGAUUAUUGUUACGGCGGAUCAUGGACAUGGAUUUGACGUGAUGGGCUCUGUUGAUACUCGGUAUCUACAGGCUCAGAACAACGAUCGCAGAAAGAGGGAUGCAAUUGGAACCUACGAAAACAGUGGUCUCUCCCAGUACACCGUUCCAGACCGUUCCCGCAACGACACGUCCCUGGUAUACACCAACGGUACCUAUUUCCCGGCCAACUGGGAUCCUCGCUACACUCUUUUCUCUGGUUUAGCUGCGAACCCUGAUCGUCGCGAAAACUAUACCGUCCAUAAGGAUGGUGUACGGGUACCCGCAUUAAACAGGACAGGCUUACCCAUCGAUGACUACUACGUGAACGACCGGGAUGGUCUUGGUGGGUUUGUUAUAAACGGGACUCUGCCGACUACGGCAGACCAAGGUGUGCAUUCGCUGACAGAUGUGCCUGUAUACGCUCAAGGUCCCUGCCAAGAUAUCUUUGGUGGUACAUACGGCAAUAUUGAUGUCUUCUACCGAAUGGCAGAGUGUCUGGGGCUGUCUCAACCAGGCCGACACGGUAAUGGCAACGGUAAUGGCAGGAACCAAAAUAGCAGCAGUUGA